AUGACUGAAGGCGCCGUGCAGGCAGCGCCGUGGCAGAAGGCCGUGAUUGACCAGGUCGUCCAACAGACCCCGGCCAUCAAAAGCUUCUUCUUCCGGCUGCGCACGCCUUUCACCCAUGUGGCGGGUCAGCACGUCGAUGUGCGCCUGACGGCGCCUAACGGCUACACGGCGAUGCGCAGCUAUUCGAUUGCCUCACCGACCAGCGAUGCAGGGGUCCUUGAGCUCGCCAUCGAACGCUUGCCCGACGGGGAGGUAUCCCCCUUCUUUCACGACGUCGCAGCGGUCGGUGACGAGAUCGAACUUCGCGGCCCACUCGGCGGGCACUUCCUCUGGCCGGGGCAGGGAGCCGAGCCGAUCCUUCUGAUCGGAGCAGGCUCUGGUCUGGUCCCGCUGAUGGCCAUGAUCCGGCAGCGCCGUGAGAUGGCACAGACUGUUCCGACAGCACUGCUCCUGUCAGCCCGCACGGCGCGCGACGUCCUGUUCUCGGACGAGCUGCUGGCCAUCGAACUGGAUGAUCCCGCCUUCGUGCUGACGCUGGCGAUCACGCGUGAAGCUCCGAAGCGUGCGACAGACUUCGCGCGGCGGAUCGAUAGCACGGUCGUCCAGGAGGUGGUCAGUCGGCUUCCCCGCACGCCUGCCCACGUCUUCGUCUGCGGGUCGAACGGCUUCGUGAACAUAGCGGCCGAUGGCGCACUGCUCGCCGGUCUGGACGCCGCGGCAAUCAAGACCGAGCGAUACGGUGGAUAA
Elaeis guineensis (African oil palm) is the source of this 747-nucleotide messenger RNA. The record is from RefSeq and is a predicted model, not a curated record. Lineage: Eukaryota; Viridiplantae; Streptophyta; Magnoliopsida; Arecales; Arecaceae.